UCGAUUCAUCAGCCGGUAAAGAAAGAGCCACGAAGGGCGGGAGAGUACAGACAAGGGAGUGUUGUUGGUGAAUUACUCAYCWAAACCCGCUGAAGACUUUWAAAAUGUCUUCUUCACUGUCUGAUCAAAGCAGCCAAGAAAUUCUAGGACCACAUUUUACUAAUCUUAAGGUUAUUGGCACUGGUGGCAGUGGUGCGGUGUACUCGGCUAUAGAUACAAAGACGGACAAGCGAGUCGCUCUAAAGAGAGUCAUCCUACAYGACCAACUUGGUUGUAAGACUGCUCUACGACAAGUUACUGUAUAUAAGAGACUACAACAUGAAAAUAUAGUUCUAUUAGAAAAGGUGAUAGGUCCUGAUGGGCAGUCUUUACAGAGUUUWAUACCCGAAAAUGCUAAAGAGCUAAGUUAUAUCUACCUGGUACAGGAACUCGUCGAGGCUGACUUACAUACAAUACUACAAAGCAAUGGAACGCUAUCUGAGGACUAUGUGAAACUAUUGUUGUAUCAAUUACUGCGUGGACUCAAAUACGUGCAUUCUUCAAAUGUAAUUCAUAGAGAUAUUAAGCCUAGUAAUAUUUUAGUGGACCCAGAAACUUUGCUAUUGAAGAUAGGUGACUUUGGGCAAACCCGUGUUGUCGACCCGGACUAUGAWCAUCUUGGCUAUCUUACACAUUGCCCUUCAACAUUAUGGUACAAAGCACCUGAGGUWAUACUAAGUCCACAGAGUUACAGCAAUGCUGUUGAUAUGUGGGGAGUUGGUUGUGUUUUUGCCGAGAUGCUGCUGGGCAAACCCUURUUUGAGGGCCGACACGAUCUCGAACAACUUCAACUGAUUCUAGACAGUGUAGGACCUGCAGAAGAGACAAGAAUAGCCACUGAGGUGCCUGAUGAACUUAUYAAGUCAUUAUCUGAAAAUCCUAACUCUUCUCUAGCAAGCAAGUUUCCUGGACUGGAUUCUAAAGGUCUAGACUUACUUGAAAAAAUGCUGAAGUUUUCCCCUAAGAACCGYAUAACAGCAGAAGAAGCACUAGCACACCCUUACUUGCAAGAAUACUCCUACCCUUCUGACGAGCCUGUCUCAUUAUCGCCCUUGAACAUUGAAUAUGARGUUGAUGAYAUGUGCGAGGAGAUCCUCAAGGAUAUGCUAUUCAAUGAGUGUGUCUCUUGCGAGGACACCAAGGACUCCCCCGUCUUGCUGAGUGAUAACAGCAAGGAUGACUUCUAUCCAGAAAAUGAUAUCCUCUCUUUAAAAGACAUUAUGAACAGCGAAGAGGAACCAAUAUCCUCCUGCAACCGCUCAAUAAGUGACUCUGCGUCYGAUAUYAAUAUUAGCUCRUUUAAAUUCCACCCAGAGCUCCAAGACUCUGACCAGAUCUGUGAAUCUUCAAAUGAUAAUAUUUUCAGUGUGAUAUAUACUGGUAGCUGCUUCCUGGACAGGCAAGACCAAGUCAAAAAGUCCAUAUCUCCUGGUGAAAGUAUCAAUGAUGAAAAGACUGAGAGUGGUUUUCACUCCGAAAAGCACGACUCACUUGUAAACAGUAGUUCUUCCAAAGACAGUGUUCUUGAUGACUUUGGAAGCAGUCUUGAUCUUGAGAGACAGGAUUCAGGCCAAAAUUGUUCAAGCAAGGAAACUCUUCUCAAUGAACAAAGCAWGGACAAUGAGGCAAGCGAUAAAAAUUCUGAGAAAGAGGAUCCAAAAAAUGGAAUGUCCCAGCAGGAAGCUGGGAUAUCAAAAGUUGUAAUGGAGACAUUUCUUGGUAAAGACUAUCAACUUAAUUUAGGUUUUUCCUGUAAAAUGAACAAUGCAAUAACUGGUCCUUUUGGCUUGUGCUAUUUGUAGUACAAACCUAGUCCUUUUUUACAACUAGGAUUUUUUACGAAUUUUCUUUUCUCUUUUUUUUUAGUUCUACACUAUUAUUUAUGGAAAAUUUGUGUUUGUCUUUUUAAAUUAUUAUUAGAAAUUGAUUUUUUAAAUCCAUCAACAAACUUAGUUUGACGGUUUGGGUUGUAAUUUUCCAGAGAUUUAUAUAUUUAUAAAAAGAAAGCUUUUGAAAUUGCACACAUUGUUUUAUAGUAGCAUAGGUAAAUAUGAUUUCACAGACAAAACUCUGGAACUAGGGUUAAAUUAUUAAAAAAAUUCAAUGUUAUUUUUCAUGUUUUACAAAUCAAUUUGCCUGUAAAUAAUGCCCCAUUUGCUGCUUGUGAAUAUACAAAUCAAAUAUAUUUAUUAACAAACAUUUUUGCUGAAAAUAUGAAAAACAACAAUAAAUAUUCAUGACUUAAAAA
This is a messenger RNA of Exaiptasia diaphana, 2287 nucleotides long. RefSeq names its product mitogen-activated protein kinase mpk-1. The transcript is spliced from 2 exons. Gene Ontology annotation, cellular component: nucleus; cytoplasm. The record is from RefSeq and is a predicted model, not a curated record. Lineage: Eukaryota; Metazoa; Cnidaria; Anthozoa; Actiniaria; Aiptasiidae. The coding region runs from base 105 to 1841 and encodes 578 amino acids. Gene Ontology annotation, molecular function: ATP binding; MAP kinase activity. Gene Ontology annotation, biological process: protein phosphorylation; cell surface receptor signaling pathway; intracellular signal transduction.